GGUGGCACACUCACACAGUCAAGCAUUCAUUCAGCACUGCCUCCUUUAAGCAGAUUACUUUUGCGCUGCUGCUGCUGCUGCUGCUGCUGCUCCAUAUCCUAUUCCACUUUGCCUUGACCAUGCUAAGGAUGCUACCAGUCCUUCAGCUCCGGAUCCUGCUCCUGCUGCUCCUCUGGCUCUGGCAUUUCACUGCAGACCACAAAGUGCAAGCUGGCAACUGCUGGCUCCAGCAAGGAAGGAACGGGAGAUGCCAGGUCCUCUACAUGCCCGGCAUGAGCAGGGAAGAGUGCUGUAGGAGUGGAAGGCUCGGGACAUUUUGGACUGAGGAAGAUGUGCCCAACAGCACCCUGUUCAGGUGGACCAUCUUCAACGGGGGAGCUCCAAACUGCAUACCCUGUAAAGAGACAUGUGACAACGUGGACUGUGGCCCUGGAAAGAAAUGCAAGAUGAACAGGAGGAGCAAGCCGCGUUGUGUCUGCGCCCCCGACUGCUCCAACAUCACCUGGAAGGGGCCCGUGUGUGGAUCAGAUGGAAAAACCUACCGGGACGAAUGCGCCCUGCUGAAGUCCAAGUGCAAAGGGCACCCUGAUCUAGAGGUGCAAUACCAUGGCAAAUGCAAAAAGACAUGCCGUGAUGUGCUUUGCCCGGGCAGCUCGACGUGCGUAGUGGACCAGACCAACAACGCCUACUGCGUGACGUGCAACCGCGUGUGCCCUGAGGUCACGUCACCAGACCAGUACCUCUGUGGCAAUGAUGGCAUCAUCUACGCCAGCGCCUGCCAUCUAAGAAGAGCCACGUGCUUACUGGGCAGAUCCAUCGGAGUGGCCUAUGAGGGAAAAUGCAUCAAAGCCAAAUCAUGUGAUGAUAUCCAGUGCAGCGCGGGGAAGAAGUGUCUGUGGGACACUCGGAUGGGCCGAGGCCGCUGUGCCCUGUGCGAAGAGACCUGUCCCGAGAGCCGCUCGGAUGAGGCGGUGUGCGCCAGCGACAACACCUCGUACCCCAGUGUGUGCGCCAUGAAGCAAGCUGCAUGCUCUUUGGGAGUUCUUCUGGAGGUUAAGCAUUCAGGAUCUUGCAACUCCAUUACGGAAGACCAGGAGGAGGACGACGAUGAUGAUGAUGACCAGGACUACAUGGCUUAUAUCCAUUUAUCGCCAAUACUGGACGGAUAAAACUGCCAUCAAAUCAGUGGAAACAGUCCUGUGGGAAAGGAAACAUGUCCACACUGUACAAAUGUGUAUGCUAAUUUAUUUUUCAAAGAAAAAAAAAGGAAGUAUACAUAUAGUUCAGUCUGAUAGAUGUUUAUUUAUACAGUGUUUUUUGUUUUAUAAUUUAUACAUUUACAAUGUCUGACUUACUAUCUCUAUCAUGUUAUUUUGUGUUCACUUGUUUUGUUGUCUUUUUUUUUUAUUAUGAAGAAGUAUAUUUGUCCAAAGAGAAGCAGUGUUAUUUAUUGUGAGGUUGGAAAAAAAAAAAGCUACCAUGUAAAGUGUAAGUCUUCUGCAAGCUGUAAAUUGCAUUCCCUGAGCUGUAAAAAUCUGCUUAUCACUGUCCAUUCUAUAUCACAGAUGUUUAUUUCACACUUAACUGCAUGUUUGCCUGUGUGUUUAUUUAUUGGGGGAAAAUAUGUCACUCUUUAAUGUACAUAACCUGUUUCUGGUUUUGUUUACUCUUCACUAUAACAGACCAAAGGGAUUUUCUCAAUGGUUCUUCAACGAUUUGCUGUACAAUGCAGCACAGUAAUAUUUGAACAUGAGCCAUUUCUCAAGACAGAAACUUUUUUUUUGUAUUUGUUUUUGUGAGAUGUUCAGUUAGCUUUUGUUCUUUAGCAGUUUCAUGUAUUCAGCUAUAGAGCAUAAAUCAACUUGGGUGAUACUUGAUUGUCAAAAAUGUGCCAUUAACAUGUGCUAUUGUUUUUGCCAACAUUCUGCUCCAUACUGCUUUCUCCAAGCUCACGUGAUACAGGAUCGGGUAUCAGUAUAUCAAAUGUUAUCACUUUUCUUUGCUCGCAUUGUUUUCAAAAUGCAUUUUUAUUUUCAGACAUCACAAAAUGAAUACAAGAUUCAGUUAAAAAUAUAUAGUUUUGUAUUUUUUUAAUGUAAAUGUCAUAUGUAUAUACAAAGUUUGAUGGUAUUUGUACAGAUAUGAAGAGUGAAACAAUAAAUAAUAAAAAAAAAUUAAAAUC
This is a messenger RNA of Pygocentrus nattereri (red-bellied piranha), 2182 nucleotides long. It is a transcript of the gene fsta, whose product is annotated as follistatin a. Lineage: Eukaryota; Metazoa; Chordata; Actinopteri; Characiformes; Serrasalmidae. The transcript has 6 exons. The record is from RefSeq and is a predicted model, not a curated record. Gene Ontology annotation, biological process: cell differentiation; multicellular organism development; regulation of BMP signaling pathway. The coding region runs from base 120 to 1169 and encodes 349 amino acids. Gene Ontology annotation, molecular function: protein binding; activin binding.